AUGUCGUCGAAUCUCCCAUACACCUGCAACACCUGCCUCGUUGCGUUCCACCGCAGCGAUGCGCAGAGAGAUCAUAUGCGCAAGGACUGGCACUUGUACAACAUGAAGCGCAAGGUCGCCAACCUCCCGCCCGUGACCCAAGAAACAUUCAACGAGAAGGUCCUUGCCGCUAAGGUUAACUCGACCGAGGCCGCCGCCAAGGCUGCUUUCGAGAAGAGCUGCCACGCCUGCCAAAAAGCCUUUUUCAGCGAAAACUCCUACCAGAACCACGUUAAAAGCGCCAAGCACAAGCAGCGUGAGGCCCGUCUUAGCAAGGAGGGUGACAAUGCUUCGGUUAUGAGCUCGGCGUUCUCCCUUGGAGAGCCUGUUGGCAAGGCACAGGACGAUGUUUCCAACGUCGCUGAUGGCCUCAAGGCGGCUACCAUCGCAGAGGACAAGGAGGAUGAGGAGAUGGAGGAGGAGAAGGACGAGUUCUCCGCAUCUCAGUGUCUUUUCUGCCGUACCGAGUCAGCCGACAUUGAGGCAAAUGUCGAGCACAUGUUCAAGAACCACGGCAUGUUUAUUCCGGAGCGCAAAUAUCUGGUCAACCUGGAGGGGUUGAUCAACUACCUCUACCGUAAGAUUAACGAUAACCACGAAUGUCUCUACUGCCAUGCCAUCCGCAACAAUGCUGAAGGAGCCCGCACCCACAUGCGUGACAAGGGUCACUGCAUGAUCGCCUUUGAGGCCGAGGAGGAGCAGAUUGAGAUUGGCCAGUACUACGACUUCCGCAGCACCUACUCUGACGACGACGAGGAGUGGGAGGAUGAGGACGAAGAUGAGACCAUGGCUGAGGCUGGUGGUGUUAAAGUCUCGUCGUCGGAUGCGGACGAGGCAGGCUGGGAAACUGAUGCCUCUUCUGUGGAUGAUGACGAGGAGAUCGAUUCUCGCCGCAAGGCCCCUGUCAUCUACCAGGAUGAGUUCGAGCUUCACCUGCCCUCCGGCAAGAGCGUUGGUCACCGCUCGCUCGCCAAGUACUUCCGUCAGAACUUGCACAACUACCCCAGCCCCGAUGAGCGGGCUACCCGCCAGCUGGCUAUUGAAAAUGGUGAGAUUGAGGAGGAGGAGCAGAAGCCCCGUGGCCGUAACCAGAAGCGUGCUCUCAUUACUCGUGCCAAUGGUGGUGAUGGUCUGAUUACUGCCACCACUGAGCAGAAGAAGGCCGCUAUGGUCGCGGAGCGUCGUGAGCACACUCGCGCGGCCCGUGCAGAGAACAGAUGGCGCGCCGGUAACGAAAGACAGAACAACCACCAGAAGCACUUCCGUGAUCCCCUUCUGCAGUGA
This is a messenger RNA of Penicillium longicatenatum, 1323 nucleotides long. Its product is annotated as putative C2H2 finger domain protein. Gene Ontology annotation, molecular function: zinc ion binding; nucleic acid binding. Gene Ontology annotation, cellular component: preribosome, large subunit precursor. Gene Ontology annotation, biological process: ribosomal large subunit biogenesis. Bases 1 to 1323 code for a protein of 440 amino acids. Lineage: Eukaryota; Fungi; Ascomycota; Eurotiomycetes; Eurotiales; Aspergillaceae. The transcript has 2 exons. The record is from RefSeq and is a predicted model, not a curated record.